UUCUAUCGCUCGCAGACAGACGUAUAGUUCGACUGUUAAGACUUAGAAUCAACACUCUGGAUUCCGCAGACGUCUCAUCUCACGACUUCUUGUGUAGUUCUAUCAAUAGCCCAGGGGUCACCAGAUCUCCACCACAUUCGCUUAGAACAAAUAUAGGCACAUUCAGGGACCGAUACGACUGGUAUAGGAACUCGCGAAAGAGCCAAUCAGAUCGUUUGACAAGACCUAGAGAGCCCGUCCGUGAUACAUUUAUUGCAGUAGUAAUUAUAGGGUUAAAAAUAGUUCACACAAAGACCCUCAUUGUAAACAAGAGCUAAUUUGGCAACUCAUCUACAGCCGCAAUAAACAUCACUCCAAUUACUGCGUGAUACCAACACCACUGCUACAUACUUCUGCUAUAGACCACUAUCGUCGACGUACCGUCAGUCUGUGUGAACUUCAUCAGUCAUUCCCACUGCGUACAAUCUAUAUACUCGCACUAUUUCAUACUAGGUAAACAAACAAGUGGGACCACAGUGUUUGAUCAGUAUAAAUCAUAUUCAAAAUAUUAAGCACUGCUAUUAUCCAUUCGUUAAUAUCACUACCGUACCGUCCAUCAAUACCAUCUCCAUUGGUAUAAAACAUAUCACCGUUCCAUCCCAUUAACAUUUUAUUUGGCAAUACUACCUAAAGGAUAUUGCUAUAUUAUCAUUAUAUUAAUAACCAUUAAAAAUGGCCAGAAGAGAUCUCACAUACAACGAGCCCAAGACGGGAACAAAUGCAGACAAUCCGUUUGAGUCUACGGAGGCCGACUCUUCAUCGCUUGAAUCGCGUCAGCCAUCUACAAAUUCACUGUCUUACUCCAGCAGUCCUACAGACCAAAUGAAUACACAAUACGGACGUCCUUUCCACACUUUUCUCAAUGGUAGUGGAGGCAGUCACAGUGGAACGAAUCUGAUGUCGCAGCUGUUGUCGCAACCUCAGCCUUCUACUAUCGUUCCCUCUGAAUACGACAGAUACCCCACUAUGGCUGGUUCCAGGGUGGUGUCGCUGUCGUCGUUGCAGAAUUUGAACAAGAUGGCAGUGCUGAAGAACGAUGGCGAUUCUUCACUGGUUUCGUCUGGACCUUUGUCUUACGACUUUAGCCCAUUUGGAGGCUAUCCAGCGUCGUCUUUCCCGCUCUACAUCGACGAAAAGGAGCCAGACGAUUACUUGCACAAUCCAGAUCCAGUCAAAGAUGCCGAAUAUGACAAAAACCGAUUUGUAUACGAUUUGAAAACCUUGGAUAAGCGUGCUUUGGGGGGCUUGCUAGGCGUAAUUUUCUUACUCGUGGCUGCGAUUUGUGUUUUUGUGGUUUUGCCUGUUCUCACCUUUUCGAGAGCUGGGGUCCACUAUACGCCCGAGGAGUACGAGAUAUUGACGCAUUACCAAUAUCCUUUGCUUAGUGCCAUCAGAACCAAUCUAGUAGACCCAGAUACUCCUUCUGAUGCUCUCACAAUAAAGGCACAAGAUGGAUCCAACUGGUCACUUGUUUUCAGUGAUGAAUUCAAUGCAGAAGGCAGAACCUUCUAUGACGGGGACGAUCAAUUCUUUACUGCUCCGGACUUGCACUACGAUGCUACUAAGGACUUGGAAUGGUACUCUCCGGAUGCUGUUUCCACUCAGAAUGGAACCUUGAACUUGCGCAUGGAUGCCUUCAAAAACCACGACUUAUUCUACAGAUCUGGGAUGCUCCAGUCUUGGAACAAAUUCUGUUUCACGCAGGGGAGAAUCGAGUUGUCUGCCAGGUUGCCCAACUAUGGUGAUGUCUCGGGCCUCUGGCCAGGGAUGUGGACUAUGGGCAAUUUGGGUAGACCUGGUUAUUUAGCAACUACGUACGGUGUUUGGCCCUACGCAUACGACGAAUGUGACGCAGGAAUAACCUACAACCAGUCGUCACCGGAUGGGAUUUCGUACUUACCUGGUCAGAGAUUAAACAAGUGUACUUGUUCAGGUGCUGACCAUCCCAAUCCCGGUGUAGGGAGAGGAGCUCCAGAAAUCGAUGUUAUCGAAGCUGAAGUUGCCACAGACAAGAACCAUGUCAACCCCAACAUCGGUGUAGCCUCGCAAUCGAUGCAGAUCGCUCCAAUGGAUAUCUGGUACUAUCCCGAUUACGACUUUAUAGAAGUUUACAAUGCUUCGGUCACUUCUAUGAAUACCUACACUGGAGGUCCGUUCCAGCAAGCUAUUUCUGGAGUCACGAAUUUGAACAUUUCCUGGUACGAAAGAGGUGCUUAUGGCCACAACUUCCAGUACUAUGGCUUUGAGUAUCUCAAUGACGACAAGGAUGGCUAUGUCACCUGGUUUGUGGGCAAGGAUCCUACCUUCACUCUCUUCGUAAAUGCUUUGCACCCUAACGGAAAUGUAGGCUGGAGACAGAUCUCCAAAGAACCAAUGUCCAUAAUCAUGAAUUUUGGUAUUUCCAACAAUUGGGCUUACAUAGAUUGGCCAUCCUUAGUCUUCCCUGCUACUUUCCGUAUUGACUACGUUAGAGUCUAUCAGCCUCCUGAUCAAGUCAAUGUAGGAUGUGAUCCAGAAGAUUAUCCUACUUAUGACUAUAUCCAAAGUCAUUUGAAUAUUUACAGCAAUGUCAACUUAACUAAGUACGAGGAUGGGGGCUACACCUUCCCAAAGAACAAAAUAGUGGGAUGCUAGACAUUUUUAUACGCAAUGGUUUACUUUAUGUAUUAUUGGUCGGAUGUGGUCUUAUAUUUUGUUUUUCUGGUUUUAGUUCUGUUCGUUUGAUUUACGAAAAAUUAAUAUAUUUCAUUGGUUUC
Scheffersomyces stipitis CBS 6054 is the source of this 2795-nucleotide messenger RNA. RefSeq names its product Skn2p (gene SKN2). The record is from RefSeq and is a predicted model, not a curated record. The coding region runs from base 712 to 2673 and encodes 653 amino acids. Gene Ontology annotation, cellular component: plasma membrane; endoplasmic reticulum membrane. The transcript has 2 exons. NCBI's taxonomy places the organism in Eukaryota, Fungi, Ascomycota, Pichiomycetes, Serinales, Debaryomycetaceae. Gene Ontology annotation, biological process: (1->6)-beta-D-glucan biosynthetic process; fungal-type cell wall organization. Gene Ontology annotation, molecular function: glucosidase activity.